Eutrema salsugineum is the source of this 3039-nucleotide messenger RNA. Its product is annotated as protein argonaute 9. The coding region runs from base 128 to 2839 and encodes 903 amino acids. The transcript is spliced from 23 exons. Lineage: Eukaryota; Viridiplantae; Streptophyta; Magnoliopsida; Brassicales; Brassicaceae. Gene Ontology annotation, cellular component: cytoplasm. Gene Ontology annotation, molecular function: protein binding; RNA binding. Gene Ontology annotation, biological process: regulatory ncRNA-mediated post-transcriptional gene silencing. The record is from RefSeq and is a predicted model, not a curated record.
GAGAUUCUAGUGAACCACCAAACAAACAAACCCUUCACCUCCUUAAAGCUCUCUCUCCGUAGCUUUAGGGUUUUUUCUUCUCAUCGUCGAUUUUGGAUUUCUCUCUUGCGUCUCAGCUGAAGUAGAUAUGGAUUCUGGGUUACCACCACCUCCCCCACCUGUCGUUCCAUCAAAUGUUGUACCUGAAAUGGAGCUUGUAAAAAAGAGCACUCGUCCCCCGAUGGCCCGACCUGGCAACGGCUCCAAGGGACAGAAGAUUCCUCUUCUUACAAAUCACUUCAGAGUCAAUUUCAACAACGCAAACGGCCACUUCUUUCAUUACAGUGUUGCUAUAACAUAUGAAGAUGGCCGUCCAGUGGAGGCUAAAGGUAUUGGCAGGAGGAUUCUUGAUAAAGUCCAGGAGACAUAUCAAACUGAUUUGGGAUCCAAAUACUUUGCCUAUGAUGGCGAGAAGACUCUGUUCACUGUUGGUGCUCUUCCCAGCAACAAACUGGAUUUCUCUGUUGUUCUUGAAGACACUCCUUCUGGCAGAAAUAACACUGGAAAUGCUAGCCCGAAUGAAACAAAUGACGGAGACAGGAAAAGAUCAAGGCGGCCCAACCAAUCCAAGAAAUUCAUGGUUGAGAUAAGCUAUGCUGCAAAGAUCCCCAUGCACGCUAUUGCAAGCGCUCUUCAAGGAAAGGAAACAGAAAAUCUUCAAGAUGCUAUAAGAGUGCUGGAUAUUAUCUUGCGCCAGAGCGCAGCUAGGCAAGGUUGCCUCCUUGUUCGCCAGUCCUUUUUCCACAACGACACAGCGAACUUUGUAGCUAUCGGUGGAGGUGUCGUUGGUGUCAGAGGGUUUCAUUCAAGCUUCAGAACUACUCAGGGAGGCUUAUCCUUGAAUAUUGACACAUCAACUACGAUGGUAGUACAACCUGGCCCUGUUGUUGAUUUCCUUCUUUCAAAUCUAAAUGUGAAAGACCCACACUCUAUUGACUGGAACAAGGCUAGACGUGUUCUCAAGAAUCUUAGAGUUAAGGUUGCCCCCUCAAAUAGAGAAUACAAGAUAAGCGGACUAAGUGAAGAACGCUGCAAAGAUCAAAGGUUUAUUCGCAAUGUCAAAAACGAAAAGGGGGAAGUUGAAGAGAUUGAGACGACAGUGUAUGAGUAUUUCACCGUAUGCCGUAAUAUUCCGCUGCGAUAUUCAGGUGACGUUCCUUGCAUCAAUGUUGGCAAGCCAAAGCGGCCUACUUAUAUCCCCAUGGAGCACUGUGAACUUGUGACUCUACAGCGUUACACAAAAUCACUCUCUAAUCUUCAGAGGGCUUCCCUAGUAGAAAAGUCUAGGCAGAAGCCAACUGAGAGGAUGACUUCGCUAACCAAUGGUCUGAAGAAAAGCAAUUAUAAUGCUGACCUGGUGUUGCGAGAAAGUGGUGUCAGCAUUGGCUCAAACUUCACUCAAGUGGAGGGUCGCGUUUUACCAGCACCAAAGCUGAAAGUGGGAAACGGAGAGGACUUUCUCCCUCGCAAUGGGCGUUGGAACUUCAAUAAUAAGAAACUUGUUGAGCCAGUCACGGUUACUAGAUGGGCCGUUGUAAACUUCUCUGCUCGCUGUGAUACAAACAGGCUUAUUCCUGACUUGAUCAGAUGUGGGAAGAUGAAAGGAAUUAACGUAGAACCUCCAUUCCCAGUCGUACUUCAAGAAGAGUCUCGCUUUAGGGGUGCACCACCCAAUAUCAGAGUAGAUAAAAUGUUCGAGCAGAUACAAUCUCAACUCCCAGGGAAGCCAAAAUUCCUUCUUUGCAUUCUCGCAGAAAGGAAAAACUCUCUUGUUUAUGGUCCUUGGAAAAAAAAGAAUCUUGCUGAGCUUGGAAUUGUGACACAGUGCAUUGCUCCUACCCCGAGAAUUAACGAUCAGUAUAUCACCAAUGUUCUUCUGAAGAUAAAUGCCAAGCUUGGUGGAUUGAAUUCGCUGUUAGCUAUGGAGCGCUCACCAGCAAUGCCUUUAGUAACGCAAGUUCCUACCAUCAUUGUUGGGAUGGAUGUAUCCCAUGGUUCUCCUGGCAUGUCUGACAUACUAUCAGUUGCUGCGGUUGUGAGCUCCAGACAAUGGCCACUCAUCUCAAAAUAUAAGGCAUGUGUGCGCACACAAUCGCGGAAAGUGGAAAUGAUUGAUAAUCUCUUCAAACUCGUCCCUGACGGCAAAGGCUCUGACAAAGAUGAGGGAAUUUUCAGGGAGCUCUUGAUCGACUUUUACUCAAGUUCCGGGAAGAGGAAGCCGGAUCACAUUAUCAUUUUCAGGGAUGGUGUGAGUGAGUCUCAGUUCAAUCAAGUUCUUAAUAUCGAAUUGGAUCAGAUGAUGCAGGCAUGCAAGUUUCUUGACUCCAAUUGGGACCCCAAGUUCACAGUGAUCAUUGCCCAGAAAAACCACCACAUCAAGUUCUUCCAGGCUGGAUGCCCUGACAAUGUUCCUCCAGGAACUAUAAUUGACAACAAGAUCUGUCACCCACGCAACAAUGACUUCUAUCUCUGUGCCCAUGCUGGAAUGAUUGGAACUACAAGGCCAACACAUUACCAUGUGCUCUUCGAUCAGAUUAAAUUUUCGACAGAUGACCUCCAAGAACUUGUGCAUUCUCUAUCCUAUGUCUACCAGAGGAGCACCACUGCCAUCUCAGUCGUUGCACCUAUUUGUUAUGCUCAUUUGGCGGCUGCACAGAUGGGAACUGUGAUGAAGUUUGAGGACAUGUCAUUGUCAGAGACUUCAUCGAGCCAUGGCGGGAUCACGACACCUGGAGCAGUCCCUGUGCCCCCCAUGCCAACGUUGAACCCGGAGGUUGCUAGCUCAAUGUUCUUCUGCUGAAGGAACAGUCCGGUCCACGGCUUUUAAAUGUCAUUGCAUAUAUGAUCGAACCAACAAAACUUUAAAUGCCCCUUUUACACUCUUCUCUGGGUCGAUGCCUCCUUUUGUUAUUUUCGUCGACCCAUUAUCUUGAUACUCUUUAUGUUCUUAGUUGUUUUGCCGGGCGUUGUUGGUGGAUAUUUUAUCUUAACUUUAAUCAA